Nakaseomyces glabratus is the source of this 1287-nucleotide messenger RNA. It is a transcript of the gene EMP47, whose product is annotated as Emp47p. Gene Ontology annotation, biological process: endoplasmic reticulum to Golgi vesicle-mediated transport. NCBI's taxonomy places the organism in Eukaryota, Fungi, Ascomycota, Saccharomycetes, Saccharomycetales, Saccharomycetaceae. Gene Ontology annotation, cellular component: Golgi membrane; COPII-coated ER to Golgi transport vesicle; endoplasmic reticulum-Golgi intermediate compartment. Gene Ontology annotation, molecular function: D-mannose binding. The record is from RefSeq and is a predicted model, not a curated record.
AUGUUUUGCUUACAACUGUUAUACCUUUACAUACUUAUAACUGGCGUCUAUGGUCAUGUUAUAAACAAAUCUGGAGAUGAAACUACCCUUAGAAGGGAUAUCUCGUUAUUAGAUUUAGUAAAAGCAAGCAAGCUGCCGGCACAAUGGAACGCUUUGGAGUCGGCACGACUAGUGGAAGGCAGAGUUGUAUUAACGCCAAAGACUAAUACAAAGGGCUCUAUUUGGUUACAGGACCCGUUUCCUAUCAAAGACGCUUUCACCGUUGAAUGGACUUUCAGAAGCAUAAAUUUCAGCGGAAAAUCGAAGGGAGGAAUGUCAUUUUGGGUUUUAGAUGACACCACCCAGCUAGACGACAAACUUUAUGGAGGUCCAAACAAGUUUUCUGGUUUGCAAAUUUUAAUAGAUAACUUCAGCAAUUAUGGUCCUAGUGUACGUGGUAUUUUGAAUGAUGGCAGCCAGGAGUUUAAGCAAGAAGACAUCUAUUCCAAUGCGUUUGCCUCAUGCUUAAUGGGAUACCAAGAUUCUGCUGUUCCAUUCACAAUGAGAUUAUCAUAUAGCCCGAAGGAGAACCAUUUGCUUAAGUUACAGAUUGAUAACCAAGUAUGUUUUCAAACAAGAAACAUCUUGCUACCACAAAAGAAUUUCAGGAUCGGUACAAGUGCUAAUAACGCAGGUACCGAGGAAUCCUUUGAGCUAUUGAGAAUAAAACUGUAUGACGAUAUUUUAGAAAAAGCUCUUGAACCAAAUAUGAAAGCUAUGCCUCAGCCAAAGACUGUACAAAAAAUAAUUAACAAAGAUACAGGAGCACAAACAAUGAAAGAAAAAGAUAUUUUUGAUACCAAAAAGUCAGAUGUCAGUGUUCUUGACAUCUAUAAGAAAAUCGAUCAACUAGAAGGCAAAAUAAUUGGUAAUGAUGUCUCCACUUUAUUAACCUCAGUAGAUAAUGCGAUUGAGGGACAAAGAAAGAUGAAUAAACAUUUAGAUGAAUUACUUACUCAACUAAAGCUGUUUGCGCAUUUUGAGAACAAAGAUCUUCUUACAAAAGAUGAUACUAUCAUCCCUGACAAUUAUAAGGAAUUUCUAAACAUGAAUGAUAAAUUGGGUGAACUAUUGAAAGAACAAGAAUCAAUCAGAAUGGAGCAUAGAAAAAAUCAUGGUGAAAUAACAUCUACUGAUGUACUGAAUAAGCUAUUUUUAUGGAUGCUUCCUCUGAUUGGUGUGAUUCUGUUGACUGCAUAUCAUACUUAUAAGAUUCAACAAGAGAUCUCCAAAACUAAAUUAUUGUAA